AUGGCAGUACCAGGAAGACGCAACGGUUUGAUGAACGAUGAGGAGGAAGAAGACGCCCUAUUCGAAGACGUAGAAGAAGGAGUGUUGCUCGAACCGGAGUCCGACAUUCCUCCUCACCUCCGCGACCUUGCCGCCGCCGCCGAACUCGGCGACGUCGACGCCCUCCGCCAAGCUCUAGAUAAUCUGAAUGGCAGUAUUGAUGAACCAGUGGAAGAUGGGGACACUGCUCUUCAUCUGACCUGUCUCUAUGGCUAUCUUCCUUGCGUACAGCUAUUGUUGGAAAGGGGAGCUUGCUUGGAGGCUAAGGAUGAAGAAGGGGGAAUUCCUCUGCAUGAUGCUUGUGCAGGAGGAUUUACGGAGAUAGUCCAACUUCUAAUCAAUAGCGCUAAUGAUCCCGUGUGUGUAAAGAGAAUGCUUGAAUCUGUUGAUGCAGAAGGUGAUACGCCUCUUCAUCAUGCAGCAAGAGGUGAACAUCUGGAUAUUAUUCAAUUGUUGCUGGCCUCUGGUUCUUCUCCUACUAAGACAAAUAUUUAUGGGAAGAUCCCGUGUGAGCUUGCUGAUCCGGGGACAGAAGCUUGGAGAAUUUUGGAAGAGGUUGCUGGUAUUGUGGCAAUCCAUUAGUCUCACUUGCAAGAAAUGUUAAAUUUUAUUUUUAGCUAUGGCCUCUGUUUCUGCUGGCCUUUCUGGUAUAGGUGGUAAGACAUAAUUAUUUAUGAAUGUUCAUCAAUUUUGGUUGUCAAAUGCUUUCAGAAGUCCAUGUUCAAGAUAAUUUGGGGAAUUUGAAUAUGCAAUGGAGUGAAUACACUAUCAGGUAAUAAUAUAUCUGGGCAGUACCAUGAAU
Messenger RNA from Ilex paraguariensis (yerba mate), 841 nucleotides. The record is from the annotation of a GenBank genome assembly. NCBI's taxonomy places the organism in Eukaryota, Viridiplantae, Streptophyta, Magnoliopsida, Aquifoliales, Aquifoliaceae.